ACCACAAGUUGGGUAGCCUGGCAGAGUCAGAAGUCUGAGCCCGGCAUAGUGGUCAGCAGGCGGGACGAAUCACACUGAAUGCAAACCACAGGGUUUCGUAGAGUGGUAAAUCAUUGAAUCCCCCGCCUUCAGAAGAGGGUGCAUUUUCAGAAGGAAGCAAUGGCUUCAGACAGCAUAUUUGAGUCAUUUCCUUCAUACCCACAGUGCUUCAUGAGAGAUGCCAGCACGAGCCGCCGCUUCACGCCGCCUUCCACCGCGCUGAGCCCGGGCAAGAUGAGCGAGGCGGUGCCCGGCGACCGCAGCAUGGUGGAAGUGCUGGCCGACCACCCCGGCGAGCUGGUGCGCACCGACAGCCCCAACUUCCUCUGCUCUGUGCUCCCCACGCACUGGCGCUGCAACAAGACCCUGCCCAUCGCUUUCAAGGUGGUGGCUCUGGGGGAAGUUCCGGAUGGUACCCUGGUCACGGUGAUGGCCGGCAAUGAUGAAAACUACUCAGCCGAGCUCAGAAAUGCUACUGCGGCCAUGAAGAACCAAGUCGCAAGAUUCAAUGACCUCAGGUUUGUCGGUCGGAGUGGGAGAGGCAAAAGCUUCACUCUGACCAUCACCGUCUUCACAAACCCUCCUCAAGUUGCUACCUACCACAGAGCCAUCAAAAUCACAGUGGAUGGACCCCGAGAACCCCGGAGACAUCGUCAGAAACUAGAUGAUCAGACCAAGCCUGGGAGCUUGUCCUUUUCCGAGCGGCUCAGUGAACUGGAGCAGCUGCGGCGCACGGCCAUGAGGGUCAGCCCGCACCACCCAGCCCCCACGCCCAACCCUCGCGUGAACCACUCCACUGCCUUUAACCCUCAGCCUCAGAGCCAGAUGCAGGAUACAAGGCAGAUCCAGCCAUCCCCACCGUGGUCCUAUGAUCAGUCCUACCAGUACCUGGGCUCCAUCACCACCCCUUCCGUGCACCCCGCAACGCCCAUUUCUCCGGGACGUGCCAGCGGCAUGACAAGCCUCUCUGCAGAAAUUUCCAGUCGGCUCUCAACGGCUCCUGACCUGACAGCCUUCGGUGACCCACGCCAGUUCCCUGCGCUGCCCUCCAUCUCCGAUCCUCGCAUGCACUAUCCCGGCGCCUUCACUUACUCCCCAACACCGGUCACGUCGGGCAUCGGCAUCGGCAUGUCAGCGAUGAGCUCAGCCUCCCGCUACCACACUUACCUGCCACCACCCUACCCCGGCUCGUCGCAGGCGCAGGGUGGCCCCUUCCAGGCCAGCUCCCCCUCCUACCACCUGUACUACGGGGCCUCGGCCGGCUCCUACCAGUUCUCCAUGGUGGGCGGCGAGCGGUCGCCACCACGCAUCCUGCCACCCUGCACCAAUGCAUCCACGGGCUCGGCGCUGCUCAACCCCAGCCUCCCAAACCAGAGCGACGUGGUGGAGGCUGAGGGCAGCCACAGCAACUCGCCCACCAACAUGGCACCCGCCGCGCGCCUUGAGGAGGCCGUGUGGCGGCCCUACUGAGCGUGGCGAGGCGAGCCCUGGACCUUGUCAUCCGAGCCCGGCACCGGCUGGGCCAGCGCCUGUUCCCGGGUCACGCCGGCCUCUGCCUCCUGCGCUUCUGAAGCCACGCAGUUCACUCCGCCGUCGCCCGGGCCCAUCAGUCUCUCCAGGGGUGUCCUCAGGAACACCGCUUUGUGGGCACGUUGAAAGACAAACAGGAAGAUUCCCAGAGGGAAACUGUGAAUGCUUCUGAUUUAGCAAUGCUGUGAAUAAAAGAAAGAUUUUAUACCCUUGACAACUUUUUAACCAAGUUGUUUAUUCCAGAGAGUGGAAUUUUAGGGUUUCUUUGG
This is a messenger RNA of Fukomys damarensis (Damara mole-rat), 1838 nucleotides long. It is a transcript of the gene Runx1, whose product is annotated as RUNX family transcription factor 1. The record is from RefSeq and is a predicted model, not a curated record. Gene Ontology annotation, molecular function: ATP binding; DNA-binding transcription factor activity, RNA polymerase II-specific; RNA polymerase II cis-regulatory region sequence-specific DNA binding. Gene Ontology annotation, cellular component: nucleus. Gene Ontology annotation, biological process: hemopoiesis; neuron differentiation; regulation of transcription by RNA polymerase II. Lineage: Eukaryota; Metazoa; Chordata; Mammalia; Rodentia; Bathyergidae.